CCUCCGUUUGCUUUUUCAUAUUAUGUUUCAUGGAAAAUAUGUCUCUGUACGCUCUAUAAAUGAGCAUUGUUUUCGCCUUUCAAAUUCCUUCUGCUUAUUUAUCUCCCUUGCCUUUUUAACUUCAGGGCUUCAUUCUUAACUAUUGGAUAUAAGUGUCCUGCCACUUCAAAUUAUGAAAGAGAAAAUGAAUUUCACUCCAGCUGACCAAUUAAGUCCUGGCAAAUUGUCAACAUCCUGUCAAGUUAUGUGGGGACAUUCUAGAUAAUGAAAAACAGCAGGAAGAGCACUCUUCUAGAAAGUAAAGUCUUUUGAAUCUUGGCAGCAGCUUCUGUGGAAAAGUUGGGAUUAGCUUUUUACUGUUUGCCUCCUGGUUCAGAAGAAAAAUCCAGACACUUACAUUCUAUAAACAUGGUAAGCAAAAGAAAGAAGAUUGGAAGAAUAAUCAUCAUUAGUUGGUCGGUAAAUGACAUGUCGCAUAUCUUCUUUUUGUACACAUUCUUGUUAUGCACUUCUUUUCUAUGUUGCUCAGCUAAAGACAGCAUCACAUCAUACAGUUUCCUUAGUGAUGAUUCAAGGGGGACUACUCUGGUUUCAUCGGGACAAAGAUUUGAAUUAGGAUUUUUUACUCCUAAUGGAAGCCCCGAUAAUAGAAGAUAUGUUGGAAUAUGGUACUAUGGGUUAAGUCCUCGGAUAGUUGUUUGGGUUGCCAACCGAGAUAGCCCUCUUUCAGAUACUGGUGGUGUUUUUACCAUCGCAGACGAUGGUAAUCUCAAGGUAUUAGAUAAAAAUGGGGAAACUUACUGGUCCACUAGGAUUGAAAGAUCAUCAUCAAUGAACAGGAUAGCAAUGAUACUGGAUACUGGGAAUCUUGCACUGACCUAUGAAGAGCAGCAGAACAACUCUGUUACAAUUCUCUGGCAGAGUUUUGAAAAUCCAACUGAUACCUUUCUUCCGGGAAUGAAGUUGGAUGAAAAUUUAGUAUUGACUUCAUGGAAAAGUUAUGAUGAUCCAGCAGUAGGGAACUUUUCAUUUCAGCAAGAUCAAGAAAGAAUGAACCAAGUCAUCUUAUUGAAGAGAUCUGUUAAGUACUGGAGGAGUGGAAUCUCAGGUAAAUUCAUUGGUCUCAAUGAGAUGCCUUCUGCAAUACUUUACUUGCUAUCAAAUUUCACCUCUACGGUAGUCCGUAAUAACUCUGUUCCAUAUCUCACAUCAUCAUUAUACAUUCAUACAAGACUUGUAAUGAGUUUUUCUGGCCAAAUUCAGUAUUUUUUGUUGGAUACUCAGAAGGUUUGGUCAUUGAUCUGGGCAGUUCCCAGAGAUAAGUGCAGUGUGUUUAAUGCUUGUGGAAAUUUUGGUAGCUGUAAUAGUAAAAAUGACCUGAUCUGCAAGUGUUUGCCUGGUUUCAAGCCAACCUCACCAGAAAAUUGGAAUACUGGAGAUUAUUCAGCUGGAUGUGCGAGGAAGUCAAUUACAUGUGGCAAUACUGCUAAGGGUGACACAUUCUUGAACCUAAAGAUGAUGAAAGUUGGAGACCCUGACUCUCAAUUUAAUGCAAAGAAUGAAAUGGAGUGCAAAAUUGAAUGCCUUAACAACUGUCAGUGCCAAGCUUAUUUAUAUGAAGAAGCUGACAUGACACGACGGGGUGGAACUGGUAGCUCUACAUGUUGGAUAUGGUCAGAGGAUCUUGACAAUCUUCAGGAGGAGUAUGACAGCGGCCAGAAUCUCCAUGUACGUGUAGCAGUUUCAGACAUUGAAUCAACAGCAAGGAGCUGUGAAACAUGUGGCACAAACCUGAUCCCUUAUCCCCUUAGCACUGGACCAAAAUGUGGUGAUCCCUUGUAUUACAGUUUUCGCUGCAACAGCUCCAGUGACCAGGUUAGCUUUGAGACACCCAGUGGCGCAUAUCAAGUUGUAAGCAUCAAUCCAGACACACAGAAAUUUGUCAUCCAAACCAAAGAAGCAGAUAAUUGUAAAAAUAGUUUAAGAGGCAAAACUCUGCUGCUCAACCAAGCAUUACCAUUUCAUUUGACCGGAAGGUGUAAUGCUGAUCUAGCCAAUUCUAGUUCUGAAAUAUCAUUUAAAAAUGGAGACAUAGUAGAAAUUUCAUGGGAUCCACCAUUGGAGCCACCUUGUUCUUCCUCUGCUGACUGCCAGGAUUGGCCUAAUUCAACUUGCAGUGCAACUCAAAAAGGAAAGAACAGGUGCAUCUGCAACAUAAAUUUUCGAUGGGAUAACUUGAAAUUGAAAUGUACUGCAGGUGAUGAUUACAGUAAGGAAACUGGUGGGAGAGGAAAAAUGACCUUGGCUCUGAUCAUUGGGAUAACUUUUCCAAGUAUAAUUUUGCUAAUUAUUCUCUCAAGCACUAUUUUUUAUAUCUGUUUACGGAGAAGAAAGGUUGUCAAGAGACAAGAUAGCGGGGGAAGUAUGCAAAAGAAUGCAGUUCUUCACUUAUAUGACUGUGAGAGACGUGUUAAAAGCUUGAUUGAAUCAGGAAGGUUUAAAGAGGAUGAUGCAAAAGGCAUAGAUGUACCUUUCUUUGAUUUGGAAAGCAUACUUGCUGCUACAGCUUACUUUUCCAACGCAAACAAGCUUGGACAAGGGGGGUUUGGACCUGUAUACAAGGGUAGCCUUCCAGGAGGACAAGAAAUUGCUGUAAAGAGGCUCUCAAGUGGUUCCGGACAAGGCCAUGAGGAAUUUAAAAAUGAAGUUCUGCUGAUUGCCAAACUUCAACAUCGGAAUCUGGUUAGACUUUUGGGUUAUUGUGUUGAAGGAGAAGAAAAGAUGUUAAUCUAUGAAUACAUGGCCAACAGAAGCUUAGAUUCUUUCAUAUUUGAUAGAAGGCUGUGCAUGAUAUUGGAUUGGGACAUGCGCUUUAACAUCAUUUUGGGAAUUUCUCGAGGACUUCUCUAUCUUCACCAAGAUUCGAGGUUAAGAAUUAUUCACAGAGAUUUGAAAACCAGCAACAUUCUACUAGAUGAAAAGAUGAACCCCAAGAUUUCAGACUUUGGUUUGGCAAGGAUUUUUGGAGGCAAUGAAACUGCAGAAAACACGAAAAGAGUAGUCGGAACCUACGGCUAUAUGUCUCCAGAAUAUGCAUUAGAUGGGCUAUUUUCAGUAAAGUCUGAUGUCUUUAGCUUUGGUGUAGUUGUAAUUGAAAUUAUCAGUGGAAAAAGGAACACAGGGUUUUACCAACCGGAGCAAGCUUUGAGUCUACUAGGCUAUACAUGGCAUUUGUGGAAAGAAGACAGGGCCUUGGAUUUAAUUGAGGAGACAUUAAGUGAAAGCUGCAAGAAAGAGGAGUAUUUGAGGUGCAUAACAGUGGGACUGUUAUGUGUACAAGAGGACCCAAGUGACCGUCCGACCAUGUCUCAUGUAGUUUUCAUGCUUGGCAGUGAAACCGCAACCCUUCCAACACCUAAACAACCAGCCUUUGUAGUUAGACGAUGCCCUUCUAGCAAAGCUUCUUCUUCAAGUAAACCAGAAACUUGUUCCAACAAUGAGCUGACUGUCACAUUAGAAGAUGGUCGAUAGCCAAAGAUGUUGUCAAUGUCAUUUCCAUUAGUUAUAUCAAGUUGCCACCCGCCAUCAUUUGAUAUCCUCAUAUAUUUAUUGUAACAAACUUAUUGUUUCUAUUAUUUCUGAAAAAUGAAUCAUAACAUUUUUAAAUCAUGAGACUCUAGACUGAAGAUCAUUCAAGACUUAAGAACCA
Molecule: messenger RNA, 3709 nt
Organism: Ziziphus jujuba (common jujube)
Lineage: Eukaryota; Viridiplantae; Streptophyta; Magnoliopsida; Rosales; Rhamnaceae
Product: G-type lectin S-receptor-like serine/threonine-protein kinase At4g03230
Exons: 8
Coding region: 409-3531 (1040 amino acids)
Biological process (GO): recognition of pollen; protein phosphorylation
Molecular function (GO): protein serine/threonine kinase activity; ATP binding
Source: RefSeq, a predicted model, not a curated record